Xenopus laevis (African clawed frog) is the source of this 681-nucleotide messenger RNA. RefSeq lists its product as uncharacterized. The record is from RefSeq and is a predicted model, not a curated record. The transcript has 5 exons. Bases 1 to 681 code for a protein of 226 amino acids. Lineage: Eukaryota; Metazoa; Chordata; Amphibia; Anura; Pipidae.
AUGAAGGUGAUUGAUGGGAGAUUCUCUAUAGAAGACAAUAUGACCAGCUUCUCCAUUACAAUGGCCGGGAUGAAGCCCCAGGAUUCUGAUAUAUAUCAGUGUGGCAUCGAGUUUACUGGCAAUGAUGCCAUGCACCCUAUCACUGUCACUGUUCUACCAGGUGUCUGUAGGGAGACUGCUCCUUGGGUGGAAAUGGUGGACUUUCCAGAAAACUUUAUAUUUGUUAAAGAGAAGGAUCUGGUGACUGUCUCGUGCCGGAAGCAGUUUGUGGAGAAGACAUUCAGGCUGGAGUGCAGACAGGUAUCCCAUGAAUUCCAGCUUUUCUCACGGUCUGAGGAGACAACUUGUGUAGAGAAAUGCAAAAAAGUUGAUCAGUGGGAUCCGGAUCUGACGUUUAAUCCAGAUGAAGAAUAUUAUGGGCCAGAUGAGUUGGUGGAGCUGUCGUGUCCUGCGGGAUAUAAACCCAACGACUCCAUCAUUCAGUGUAUAAGGGACAAGAACACGAGCAGCUGGAAUGUCACCCAGGUGUCCUGUGAGCCCCUCGGCCCUUCCCAAAGCAAAAAUCGAAUUCAUUACCCGAUUCACAGUUUCCUUUAUGAGAUUAAGGGAUGGGAAGAGAAGUCAGAGGCAGAGGCUGAUGCCCCAGAGGAGUGUAUCUAUGAGGUUGGAGACCCAGUGUAA